Messenger RNA from Antrostomus carolinensis (chuck-will's-widow), 470 nucleotides. Its product is annotated as S phase cyclin A-associated protein in the endoplasmic reticulum-like. The record is from RefSeq and is a predicted model, not a curated record. The annotation marks the transcript as partial. NCBI's taxonomy places the organism in Eukaryota, Metazoa, Chordata, Aves, Caprimulgiformes, Caprimulgidae. The transcript is spliced from 3 exons.
AGCACUACCAUAGACUGUAAAUUAACAUCAGCAGCAGCUGGAGAUAAAAACUUUGACAAAAGCCCAACAAAAACAAGACAGCCUCGAAAAGUUGAUUUGCGAGCUCGAUACUGGGCAUUUCUUUUUGACAAUCUCAGACGGGCAGUUGAUGAAAUCUAUGUUACGUGUGAAUCGGAUCAGAGUGUAGUAGAAUGCAAGGAAGUCCUAAUGAUGCUUGAUAACUACGUAAGGGACUUCAAAGCAUUGAUUGACUGGAUACAGCUACAGGAGAAGCUAGAAAAAACUGAUGCUCAAAGCAGACCUACUUCAUUAGCCUGGGAAGUAAAGAAAAUGUCUCCCGGACGCCAUGUGAUUCCAAAUCCAUCCACAGAUAGAAUUAGUGCGACAUCAAAUGCUCGAAGAAGUUUAAAUUUUGGGUAUGAAACCAGAUCAUAAGUUUAUUAAAGUUCAAAUAAGGAUUCAUUUGAAGC